GAGAAGAGAGCAGCUCCUAGCAGCAUCAACAUGUAUUUGUUGCUUAUUUUUCCCUGCAGCAAAUUCGCCUGCCUUUCUUUCUCCCAUCCUGUAAAUAUGUGAGGUUUUGUUCUAGUGUUUCCCAUCCCAGUACUGACCUAAUUUGGAUCUACUGAGAACUUAAGGAGUUCUGGGGGGAAAGGGUUAUUUGUAUUGAUGAAAUUAGCUACAAAGGCUCCUAGGCCUUUCUUCUUUCUGAAACUGUGUCUUUGAAUUGUUAGAAGUUUCUUAGCAAAUCCAUGUGCACCUAAAUUCUUUCUCUGGUUACAAAUAUUUUAAAUAAGAUGGUUUCCAGAAGAGCUUCAAAACAAAUAAUGUUAACUUGAACUGGCACCUUCUCAGGAGGUAACAGCAACUAAUAUUGCUGAUUCCUAGGAAAGCAUUUCUGCUACCUGUAAAGAAUUUCCUGAAUUAAAGCAGUCGUGACAGUUUAUAUACAUUAAAGUAAGGUUUUACUUUUUACAACAAGUCUCGGGCCCAGAGCAGUGGUGCAUGUCUAUAGUCCCAGAUACUCGGGAGGCUGAGGCAGGAGGAUCACUUGACCCCAGGAGUUUGACACCAGCCUAAGAAACAUAAUGAGGCCUGUCUUAAAACAAACAAAAAAUAUUUGGGUGUGAUAGCUACCAUGUACUGGGUCCUUACUGCUUUUCAGCCACUAUUCUGUGAACUUUAUAUACUUUAUCACCUUUAGCCCUUCCAUCAGUUCUUUGAGUUUUCUGGAUAUGCCGCAAAAGGAUCCAUGCCAGAAACAAGCCUGUGAAAUACAGCAAUGUUUGCAAGCCAACAACUAUAUGGAAUCUAAGUGUCAAGCUGUCAUCCAAGAACUGCGUAAGUGUUGUGCUCGAUAUCCCAAGGGAAGCUCUCUUGUCUGCUCAGGAUUUGAGAAAGAAGAGGAAGAAAACCUGACACUGAAGUCUGGAUCCAAGUAAAGUGCUGAGAAGUUAAAUGCUGCUCCAUAUUCCCUCCAAGUGUGUUUUAUUUACUGUCUCUUCUUCAAAUCAGCAGCAAAUAGCAAAUCUUUAAGAGUUAGCAAUAUGCCAUCUAUGCAAAAUAGAUCAAAAUAUCAGUAUAUUAGAAAAUGAAUACAUAUAAUGUAAAAGUGAACUGCUAAAAUAAACCUGUUUAACAUGAAAA
Molecule: messenger RNA, 1173 nt
Organism: Nannospalax galili (Upper Galilee mountains blind mole rat)
Lineage: Eukaryota; Metazoa; Chordata; Mammalia; Rodentia; Spalacidae
Gene: Cmc4
Product: C-X9-C motif containing 4
Exons: 3
Coding region: 762-968 (68 amino acids)
Cellular component (GO): mitochondrial intermembrane space
Source: RefSeq, a predicted model, not a curated record